Nilaparvata lugens (brown planthopper) is the source of this 937-nucleotide messenger RNA. RefSeq names its product ubiquitin-conjugating enzyme E2 G2 (gene Ubc7). The coding region runs from base 297 to 800 and encodes 167 amino acids. The record is from RefSeq and is a predicted model, not a curated record. Gene Ontology annotation, cellular component: cytosol; endoplasmic reticulum. NCBI's taxonomy places the organism in Eukaryota, Metazoa, Arthropoda, Insecta, Hemiptera, Delphacidae. The transcript is spliced from 5 exons.
GCUAUGUUACUUAUUCUGUGUCUGUGGCUAUGUCGUGUCGAUCCUGUGGUUUGUCGAUGCUAUGGUGGUUCCCCGAUAAUAUCUGAUUCCAAUGCGAUAUCGCGAUCUGUCACUAUGAUGUCACUUAUUUAGAUUUUACUGUAUAUUUGUAUUCCUUAAAAUCAUUUAUUUAUUAACUGUGUUUUUUGUAAAAAUUUGAAAGUAAUUGUUUUGUCAGCUUUCAAUUUAGUUAUUAGUGUUUGAAACUGGAGGAGUCUACAUUUUGAACAUAGAAAGUGGUCUUCAGAAAAUGGAAUAUGGCUGGAUCAGCUUUACGAAGAUUAAUGGCAGAAUACAAACAAUUGACCCUGAACCCUCCGGAUGGAAUUAUUGCUGGUCCUAUUAAUGAGGAAAAUUUCUUUGAAUGGGAAGCUCUAAUCACAGGUCCGGAUGGAACCUGUUUUGAAGGCGGUGUUUUUCCAGCCAAACUGGUUUUUCCUCCAGACUAUCCCCUAAGUCCACCAAAAAUGCAGUUCACAUGUGAAAUGUUCCACCCCAACAUAUAUGCGGACGGCAGGGUUUGCAUUUCGAUCCUGCACGCGCCGGGUGAUGACCCCAUGGGCUACGAGUCCAGUGCGGAGAGGUGGAGUCCUGUGCAAAGUGUCGAAAAGAUACUACUAUCUGUUGUCAGCAUGUUGGCCGAACCAAAUGACGAAAGUGGGGCGAAUGUAGAUGCUGCAAAAAUGUGGAGAGAAGACCGAGAAGAAUUUAAUAGGAUAGCGCAGAGAAUCGUGAGAAAGACCCUAGGAAUACCAACCUAGUUUGUAUCAAAGUCCAUAUUUUAAUGUUAUUUGGGAGUUUUCGAAGAAAAUUGGUGUGUUAUUUUAAAACAUUCUAGGAGACUGUAUUAUAUUAUAAUUUUUAUGUAAACGUUAUUAUAGUCUUGAUAUAUUUGAAA